This is a messenger RNA of Ochotona princeps (American pika), 933 nucleotides long. Its product is annotated as midasin-like. Bases 1 to 753 code for a protein of 250 amino acids. Gene Ontology annotation, molecular function: ATP hydrolysis activity; ATP binding. The transcript has 6 exons. Gene Ontology annotation, biological process: rRNA processing; ribosomal large subunit assembly. Lineage: Eukaryota; Metazoa; Chordata; Mammalia; Lagomorpha; Ochotonidae. Gene Ontology annotation, cellular component: preribosome, large subunit precursor. The record is from RefSeq and is a predicted model, not a curated record.
AUGAAUGCCCAGAGGCUUUUACGAGCUACCAAACUGAACAAACCCAUUCUUUUGCAAGGCUCACCUGGUGUUGGCAAGACAAGCUUGGUGGCAGCAUUAGCAAAGGCUUCAGGACACACUCUCAUUCAAAUCAACUUAUCGGAGCAGACAGAUAUCACAGACCUAUUUGGAGCAGAUCUCCCUGUUGAAGGUGGCAAGGGAGGAGAAUUUGCCUGGCGCGACGGCCCCCUGCUGGCAGCUCUGAAGGAGGGGCACUGGGUGGUGUUGGAUGAGCUUAACCUGGCUUCUCAGUCCAUAUUGGAAGGACUCAGUGCUUGCUUUGACCAUCGAGGAGAAAUCUUCGUACCAGAAUUGGGGAUGACUUUUCAAGUACAGCAUGAAAAGACAAAGAUUUUUGGAUGUCAGAAUCCUUUUAGACAAGGAGGUGGGAGGAAGGGCUUACCCAGGUCUUUCCUUAGCAGAUUUACUCAGGUUUUUGUGGAUCCUCUUACAGUAAUUGAUAUGGAAUUUAUUGCCAGUGCUUUGUUUCCAGCCAUUGACAAAACUAUUGUGAAGAAAAUGGUCGUUUUUAAUAACCAAAUUGAUCACAAAGUGACUGUUGAGAAGAAAUGGGGCCAAAAAGGAGGACCCUGGGAGUUCAGCCUCCGGGAUCUUUUCCGCUGGUGUCAGUUGAUGCUCGUCGAACAGUUCUCUGGUUAUUACGAUCCUGGCCAGCAUGUGUUUUUGGUCCAUGGGAAGAGGAUGAGAACCUGAGAAGACAAAGAAAAGCUUAACCUGGCUUCUCAGUCCAUAUUGGAAGGACUCAGUGAUUGCUUUGACAUUCGAGGAGGAAUCUUCGUACCAGAAUUGGGGAUGACUUUUCAAGUACAGCAUGAAAAGACAAAGAUUUUUGGAUGUCAGAAUCCUUUUAGACAAGGAGGUGGGAGGAAGGGC